Molecule: messenger RNA, 492 nt
Organism: Cadophora gregata
Lineage: Eukaryota; Fungi; Ascomycota; Leotiomycetes; Helotiales; Ploettnerulaceae
Exons: 2
Coding region: 102-431 (109 amino acids)
Source: RefSeq, a predicted model, not a curated record
CAACAUUGGACAGUCUAGAAUGUUUAUCCCAAGCCUGCUGGUAAUAAAGACUUUGUUUUCAAGCUCGCGUAGGUUCUCCGUUACAACAUUGAAAACGCGCCAUGUCCGUACCCGCACCAAUGCAAACCUCAGCAGCCUGCCUGUUCCCGUCGGGUACCUUCCUUACUUGGAACAUCAUAUCAGCCUUACCAGGUCUCCACCCAUCCCAUCUCAUUGCAAGCCCUACCUUAGGUAUGUACCUAUCCGAAAACCCGCCUACCCAGUUCAAUCCUGCUAAAACCCAGAAACCUCCACCACGUAUCAGCCUUCCUUCUAUCCCUCCAUCUGUUCAACUUACGUCUUCUUUCUUCUGCAUUCAGUGUUGUGUUGCUUCUCGUUCUCAAUACCAAAAUUACCCGCGGGACAGAACGAUCUCAGCUUUAUUAAAGUAAAAAUCACUUUACUUCCAAUACAGCAUCUCUUAAUGCUAUCCCCCCAACUGCCGUAUCAAAC